AUGGAGCCGCCCGGCGGGGGCCUGGGGCCCGGCCGCGGGACCCGGGACAAGAAGAAGGGCCGGAGCCCGGACGAGCUGCCCUCGGCGGGAGGCGACGGCGGCAAAUCCAAGAAAUUUACUCUGAAGCGGCUCAUGGCAGAUGAGCUGGAGAGAUUUACCAGCAUGAGAAUUAAGAAGGAGAAGGAAAAGCCCAAUUCUGCUCAUAGAAAUUCUUCUGCAUCAUAUGGGGAUGAUCCCACUGCACAGUCAUUGCAAGAUGUUUCAGAUGAGCAAGUUCUAGUACUCUUUGAACAGAUGCUGCUGGAUAUGAACCUGAAUGAGGAGAAACAGCAACCUUUGAGGGAGAAGGACAUCAUCAUCAAGAGGGAGAUGGUGUCCCAAUACUUGCACACCUCCAAGGCUGGUAUGAGCCAAAAGGAGAGCUCCAGGUCUGCCAUGAUGUACAUUCAGGAGUUGAGGUCAGGCUUGAGGGAUAUGCCUCUGCUCAGCUGCCUGGAGUCCCUUCGUGUCUCUCUUAACAACAACCCUGUCAGUUGGGUGCAGACAUUUGGUGCUGAGGGCCUGGCCUCCUUAUUAGAUAUCCUGAAACGACUUCAUGAUGAGAAAGAAGAGAUUGCUGGAAGCUACGAUAGCCGUAACAAGCAUGAGAUCAUUCGCUGCUUGAAAGCUUUUAUGAACAAUAAGUUUGGAAUCAAGACCAUGCUGGAGACAGAAGAAGGGAUCCUGCUGCUGGUCAGAGCCAUGGAUCCUGCUGUUCCCAACAUGAUGAUUGAUGCAGCUAAGCUUCUUUCUGCUCUUUGUAUCCUGCCACAGCCAGAGGACAUGAAUGAAAGGGUUUUGGAGGCGAUGACAGAAAGAGCUGAGAUGGAUGAAGUGGAACGUUUCCAGCCACUGCUGGAUGGAUUAAAAAGUGGGACCUCCAUUGCGCUCAAGGUGGGGUGCCUACAGCUGAUCAAUGCUCUCAUCACACCAGCUGAAGAACUUGACUUCCGAGUUCAUAUCCGAAGUGAACUGAUGCGCUUGGGGCUACAUCAAGUGUUGCAGGAGCUUCGAGAGAUUGAAAAUGAUGAUAUGAGAGUACAACUAAAUGUGUUUGAUGAACAAGGGGAAGAAGAUUCCUAUGACCUGAAGGGACGACUGGAUGACAUUCGAAUGGAGAUGGAUGACUUCAGUGAAGUCUUCCAGAUUCUCUUAAACACAGUGAAGGAUUCAAAGGCAGAACCACACUUCCUGUCCAUUCUGCAGCACCUUCUCUUGGUCCGAAAUGACUAUGAGGCCAGACCGCAGUAUUAUAAGUUGAUUGAAGAAUGUAUUUCUCAGAUAGUUCUGCACAAGAAUGGGGCUGAUCCUGACUUCAAGUGCCGGCACCUCCAGAUUGAUAUUGAAGGACUGAUUGAUCAAAUGAUUGAUAAAACAAAGGUGGAGAUCUCUGAAGCCAAAGCUACAGAGCUGGAAAAGAAGCUGGACUCAGAGUUAACAGCCCGACAUGAGCUACAGGUGGAAAUGAAAAAGAUGGAAAGUGACUUUGAGCAGAAACUUCAGGAUCUUCAGGGAGAAAAGGAUGCAUUGGAUUCUGAAAAGCAACAGAUUGCUACAGAGAAACAGGGCCUGGAAGCAGAGGUGUCUCAGCUCACAGGAGAGGUUGCCAAGCUGUCCAAGGAACUGGAAGACGCCAAGAAAGAAAUGGCUUCCAUUUCCGCUGCAGUUACUGCUGUAGCCCCUCCCAGCAGUGCUUCUGUUGCCUCUGCCCCUCCUUUGCCUGGUGACUCUGGCACUGCUAAAGUGGGGGUUAGCAUAUCACCCCCACCACCUCUCCCUGGGAGUGAUACAGUUCCCUCUCCACCACCUCCUCCACCUCCCCCUCCCUUACCUGGGGGCAGUUACACCUCCUCAAGCGGCUCUCCUUUGCCUGGGGAUGUUUGCAUCUCCACACCCCCUCCUCUGCCUGAGGGUACCAUCCCUCCACCCCCUCCUCUGCCUGAGGGUACUAGCAUCCCUCCACCCCCUCCUCUGCCUGUGGGUACUAGCAUCCCUCCACCCCCUCCUUUGCCUGGGAGUGCUAGCAUCCCCCCACCCCCUCCUUUGCCUGGGAGUGCUAGCAUCCCUCCACCCCCUCCUUUGCCUGGGAGUGCUAGCAUCCCUCCACCCCCUCCUUUGCCUGGGGGUGCUUGCAUCCCCCUACCCCCUCCUUUGCCUGGGGGUGCUUGCAUCCCCCCACCCCCUCCUCCCUUGCCUGGAGGACCAGGAAUGCCACCUCCCCCUCCCCCUCUUCCUGGUGGUGCUGGAAUCCCUCCACCCCCUCCAUUUCCUGGAGGCCCUGGCAUUCCUCCACCUCCACCCGGAAUGGGUAUGCCUCCACCUCCCCCUUUUGGAUUUGGAGUUCCUGCUGCCCCAGUUCUGCCAUUUGGAUUAACCCCAAAGAAACUUUAUAAGCCAGAAGUGCAGCUCCGGAGGCCAAACUGGUCCAAGUUUGUUGCUGAGGACCUUUCCCAGGACUGCUUCUGGACAAAGGUGAAGGAGGACCGCUUUGAGAACAAUGAACUUUUCGCCAAACUUACCCUUACCUUCUCUGCCCAGACCAAGACUUCGAAAGCCAAGAAGGAUCAGGAAGGUGGAGAAGAAAAGAAAUCUGUGCAGAAGAAAAAAGUAAAAGAGUUAAAGGUGUUGGAUUCAAAGACAGCCCAGAAUCUCUCAAUCUUUUUGGGUUCCUUCCGCAUGCCCUAUCAAGAGAUUAAGAAUGUCAUCCUGGAGGUGAAUGAGGCUGUUCUGACUGAGUCUAUGAUCCAGAACCUCAUUAAGCAGAUGCCAGAGCCAGAGCAGUUAAAAAUGCUUUCCGAACUGAAGGAUGAAUACGAUGAUCUGGCUGAGUCAGAGCAGUUUGGUGUGGUGAUGGGCACUGUGCCCCGCCUGCGGCCUCGCCUCAAUGCUAUCCUCUUCAAGCUCCAGUUUAGUGAGCAAGUGGAGAAUAUCAAGCCAGAGAUUGUUUCCGUGACUGCUGCAUGCGAGGAGUUGCGAAAGAGCGAGAACUUCUCUAGCCUCCUGGAGAUUACCUUGCUUGUUGGAAAUUAUAUGAAUGCUGGCUCCAGGAAUGCUGGUGCCUUUGGCUUCAGUAUCAGCUUUCUCUGUAAGCUUCGAGACACCAAGUCCACAGAUCAGAAGAUGACAUUAUUGCACUUCUUGGCUGAGUUGUGUGAGACUGACCAUCCCGAUGUCCUCAAGUUUCCAGAUGAGCUUGCCCAUGUGGAGAAAGCCAGCCGAGUUUCUGCUGAAAACAUGCAAAAGAACCUAGAUCAGAUGAAGAAACAAAUUUCUGAUGUGGAACGUGAUGUUCAGAAUUUCCCAGCUGCCACAGAUGAGAAAGACAAGUUUGUUGAAAAAAUGACUAGCUUUGUGAAAGAUGCACAGGAACAAUAUAACAAGCUGCGGAUGAUGCACUCUAACAUGGAGACACUCUAUAAGGAGCUGGGCGAGUACUUCCUCUUUGACCCCAAGAAGGUGCCUGUGGAAGAAUUCUUCAUGGAUCUACACAACUUUAGGAAUAUGUUUGUGCAAGCAGUCAAGGAGAACCAGAAGCGGCGGGAGACAGAGGAGAAGAUGCGGCGAGCAAAGCUAGCCAAGGAGAAGGCAGAGAAGGAGCGGCUGGAGAAGCAGCAGAAAAGAGAGCAACUCAUAGACAUGAAUGCAGAGGGCGAUGAGACAGGUGUGAUGGACAGUCUUCUAGAAGCCUUGCAGUCAGGCGCAGCUUUCCGACGGAAGAGAGGACCCCGUCAGGCCAACAGGAAGGCCGGGUGUGCAGUCACAUCUCUGUUAGCCUCAGAGCUGACCAAGGACGAUGCCAUGGCUGUUCCUCCUGCGAAGGUGCCCAGAAACAGUGAGGGAGUGCCCACAAUCCUUGAGGAAACCAAGGAGUUGGUUGGCCGUGCAAGCUAAAUAAGCUGGGUCCUGUGGCCAUGGCAGCUCCUCGGUGGAGCCCCAGACAGUCCUGCCCUGCAGCAUGUGCCUAAAAAAGGAUCACAGAGGUAUUCCUCUGGGGUGGCUGCUCCCACCACCCUGACCCUGUCUUUUUCUCUGGCCUGCUGCUCUCUGUACAUCACACACAGCUUCAGCUGCCUGGAGGCCAGAAGGAAAGGGCAGUGUGGGGGGAGGCCUGAGCCCAACCCAGCCAGCCCUGGCUGCUGUAUUACCAAAGCAGGCUCCGUGUUUGCUGCCUUAACCCCAAGUGUCUCCUCUCUGUUACUCUCAGGCCUCGUCUCAGACAAGGCCCUGCCUGCUUUCUCAGCCCCUGCCUUUCCAGGGGGCUUUCCCCUAGGUCAAUCUUGCUGGAUUUGUGCUUUUCUUUUGUGGUUUCUCUGGCCCUGAGAACAGCAUGGGGCUUGUGCACCUCUGGGCUGUCUCCCUCCUUUCAUUGCUGCCACCUCUGCUCUGCCCUUUUCUCUCCUGGCUGUUGUUAUUUAUUACUACUGUCGUGGCACUGGGAGCUGCUUCUAAGGAAGUGGGGAGCAAAUCCCACCCUCACCCCACCUUCCUAGGAAAGACCUCCUCAAACAAAAAGGACCUGGCCCACUUCAUCUCUUCUGCAGUGGCCUAGGUCAGAGCCUGUGGGCAGGCAGGCAGGGCACAGAGACAUUGUGGGACCCACCCCCAGCCUGCUGCCAUGCUUUACACCCCAGCCUCUCUGGACCCUCUGCACCAGCCCCAGGCUACUGAGCCACGGUCCCUCCUCACACCUCCCCGGAGCUUUGGUGCAUCUCAUCUGGACUACGGCUGUAUUGUGACCAUCCCAACACCUCACCCUCUGUCUCCAAGGAAAUGGGAGGUUGAGCCUCCUGGCUGAGAAAUUGUUUUGCAAAUGGAUCUAUUUUUAUAUGAGAUUUUUUUUUUAAAGAAAAAUAACUCUUCCUUCCCCCUUCCCCUCCAUAAUGUAAGAGGCUUUGAUGGCAGGUUCCAGAGUCCCUGGGAUUCCUCCCCACAGGCCCCAAUCCUGAAUGAGCACCUGGACCUCCACCUCAGCCCUCAAGCCUUCUGGGGCAGGAGGACGCUCUUCUCUGGUUGAGCUGGACCAGGUCUAAGAGUAGUGGGAGCUUUGAGACCACAGAGUUUUUAUAAAUUUAAUAUAUUUAUCAAGCCAAAUGUGCAAAUGCUAACUGGACAUUCUGGAGAAGUGGGCAUAGGGAGUACCCCCCCACACACAUUGUACCCUGCUCCCUUCUGAACAGGGGCAAGCCAAACUGUUUGGUGCCCCCAGCCACAGGAAGCUGAGAUUCUCUGGCUCAAGGUGACAGUUUGCCCUCCUUAUGCUCUUUUGAGUCCCUUACCCCCUUCCCCCUCGGGUGGGAAGAGAGAAUGGCACUGUUAGGGCUUGGCCCAGAUUAUAGUUGUUAGAGCAAGGGGGAGCUUAGGAGGCCUAAGGGCGCCUGCAGGGAGGCCUUGAGACCAGGAGGGAGGUUCUGGUUGCCAGAGCCUGUGUGUGAAGGGGCAACAGCAGCUCCUUUGAACUAUUCCCGGGAAGACUGUGGUUCUGGGGGGCCUGCUGCUCCCCUGGCUCCCCUCAUUUUCCCUGCUGACAUCUGGGGCUUUGACCCUUUCCUUUUUUAAUCUACUUUUGCUAAGAUGCAUUUAAUAAAAAAUUUUAAAAAGGGACAAAAUGCAAACCUAUUUCCCUCGCCUCUUGGCCUUCUGGGAUGUCAUCACCUCCAGUUUGUUGGGUUUGUUUCCAACUGUUAAUAAACCAUUGAGACAGUAACGCC
Messenger RNA from Equus caballus (horse), 5747 nucleotides. The record is from RefSeq and is a predicted model, not a curated record. Lineage: Eukaryota; Metazoa; Chordata; Mammalia; Perissodactyla; Equidae.